UUACACGAGGUCAUUGUAGUAUUGAUGAAUCCAAUAAACGAGAGCCCUGCUGCCGUCCUGUGAACGCCAGCUGAUCCAUUAGGGGUGGCUGAGCAACUUCACGCUUACAUCUCUGUCCUGUUUCUGCUCGACCAACCAACACAAAAGCUUAAGGGAAAAUUCACAACCUAAAGAAAUGAGCCAACUGCCUAAAUAGUAAAUCUCUGUUUUCUGCACAGAGAGGUGACAGUUUUUGGAGGGCCGCCGCUGAUGAGGCGAUGAAGUGCAGAGAAUGAUAGCUGUGCCUUGGCCUAGUGCUGCUGCAGCGGGGAUUGUGCAGAUCCGCUUUCACAAAUUGAGAAAAAUACUCGCUUUGUGCCAAACUAUCAAACAUCCGCUGUUGGUUUCAUGGUGACCGACAUCCAAAUGGAUAGAGCCAUGCCAACAUGAAUCACUCAUACAGAGGGGCUGUUAGGGCAGGCUCAGUGUUUGGCUCAGACCAAACAGAACUGAGGCCCCCCAAUGGCCUUACCACUACUUCCUAUGGAAACCAAUGUGGCAGUGCUAAGCGUGGGUCAGACCAACCGUCGGUCAUGCAACUGCAGUCCUCCAGCCUCAAACAGCCACCUGUCCAGGGGUACAAUCAGCCAGAGCGAUCCCACCGCUACAACCCGCUGAGGAGGCUCCAGGACCUGAACAGUCUGGUCAACAGGUCUGACCAAGGGAGCCACCAGAGAGACCUUCAUGUUAGGAACCACUUGCACUCUCCGAGCCCAAUCAGCGAUGAUGAUGAUGAUGAGUUUGAGGCUCCAUCAAUUCAGCUGCCCCCAUCUCCAGGUAAUGAUGAGAUGGAGCCUUUCAAAGGCCUCCAGGACAUGGACAGAAAUGGCUUCUCCCCUCACAGUCCUGACAGCUUGGAGCGCUGUUCCCCUGUUCCCAAUGGCUGUCUUCACUUUGAGUCCACGCUGUUUGACAGUGGAGACAUCAAGGAGGAGGAUGAGGAGGGGCAGGAUGAGAACGAUGAGGAGCUGACACCUUUUCACCACUCCCCAAAACUGAGUCAGGACAGAACCUUGACUGACUGUAAGACCACCACGUGCAGCUCAGGAGUGGAUAACCAGAGAACAUAUAAACCCGCUGUCUUCAAUCUGAUGUCAAAAACUAUAUCAGAACUUAAUCCCACACUAAGCCCCAGUGCACUGCCUGAAAUCAGCAUAGCAGAUGGAUGGAGUAUGGGUGAGGAUUCAGACAGUGAUGGUGAAAUGACCUCUCCUCUCGAUCAUGGUCUUAUUUCACCGACUGGCACCAACUCCAACUCCAGCAGCCCAAAGAAAAAGCCCCUUCCAGCGGUGAAGUACUUGGAAGGGGACUUGGUGUGGGCAAAAUUCAACAGACGGCCCUGGUGGCCCUGCCAGGUCACCUGUGACCCACAGCACGGGAUUCACACUAAGAUGAAAGCUCCUAGUCACCGUCCUUGCCGGAUCUAUUUUCUGGAGACGAUCGGUGAGAUAGCAGAGUCUGCCUGGGUCUCGGGAAAAGCCAUUCUUCCUUUUGAGGGAGGUCAUCAGUUUGAAGACCUUCCGGUGCUUAGACGGAGAGGGAAGCAGAGGGAAAAAGACUACAAGUACACGAUACCGAAGAGUUUACUGACGGCGUGGAAAGUCAGUGUGGCAGAAGCUGAGUAUCUGCUCCCAGAUCGACAACGGAAUACCCAAAGUAUGCGUACUGUAUCCUUCAACGGAGAAGAUCGAGUACCCAGCCCACUGCUACCGGAAAAAUCACAAAAGGACUCCUCUCUCUCUGUGGACCCUGGUAGAUCCCCGUCACCCAGCACUGCCCCCAAUGGAAAUGAGCACCAUCCCAUCACAAACUCUGCUAUAAUUCAAGCCACCAGAAACAAGGCUUGUAAGAAGAAAAAGAAAUGCUUGUCUGACAUAUUUGGCCAUAUAGUAGGUGGAUCAAAAGAAUCAUCUACCAUCAUGGACAUGGUUGAUAAGUUUCACACACCAACUCAUGCACUAAAAGAAGAGCCCAAGGACUCCCCUUACGCUGACUUGGAUUCAAUUCCAACGCUCCAUCGUCCUAAACGGACAGAAUUAUCCCCAACACAGGACUUGGACAAAUUGGUCAGAAAACAACAGGGUUGCAAAAAAGUUAAAAAUAAGUGCACAGAGAAAAUGAGCAGUCCCAACAAUGCUGAUUCUCGUGAUUCCUCUAGUAUUUCGACAAAUAAGUUGAGUUCUGUUGAUACAAAGUCUCAUCAGGGUUUGGGCAGCUGUAAUGAAUUGCUGGACAGUUCAAAUGAUAAGCACUCUCUGCAUCUUCCUGCCAGUAGUCGUCUCAUGACAAGGGCCCUCAAAGCGGAGGAAGAAACAGACCUCAAAGAUGCACUGGCUGCCAGCCAAAUCUCAACAGAUGAUCGCGUACAUGACGAUCAUGAUAAUACACCUUGUAAUGUUCAUAUUAAAACUGAUUUGUCCCCUAACUGGCAAUCGCCUAGCAAUGUAUCAGCCUGUACAAGUCACAGCUCUCCAAAAAGGCGUGCAAGAAAACCUGAUAAAAAACUCAUUCGUAAUGGCUCAUUGAUGAAGUCAAAGUGUCCAGGCUCUAGUGUACCCAGUGUGCACCCUGUUAAGAUUAAGACAGAGAACAUUGUCUCAGAGCCAUCUUCCUGCUCCUCACCUUCCUCAUCACUCUCUCCGAUGGAUGCCUUCCAGGAUGUCAAGGAACUGACGUUUAAAUCUCUUGUGAAGGAAGACAGCAGUGACUCUGAGUUAAGUACAUUUCGGCCCAACUCUAAUUAUAAAUUCAGUACCUUCCUGAUGUUCCUGAAAGACAUACAUGAUACGAGAGAAAAAGAGGGUAGACCCUUGACUCUUCCACCCUCACCUGUCCUGAUCAAGGAGGAACCCAUGGUUAUCCCUAACUCUUCACAAGAUGACCCGUUGAAGGUUUCCUUUGGCGGUCAGACUCAAGGUGACUGGGCAUCAGGGAUCAAAACGGAGAACGGCCAGCCAGGGAAACCUCCAACACCGCACAACACAGCGGUCAAAACCAAGAGCAGGACCAAACCUAUCAUGACAAAUGACACCUACUAUUGUGAAGGGAUUCCUGUUUACUCACAAAUCAGUAACUCCGACAAGCAACGUAGAAAACAACGACUGCCUGCCAAGCUGAAAGUUAGCAUACCUGGCCUUUCUCCUGAACUGGCUGACUUAGCCUAUGGCAGGGAGUUUGUUAGUGGCCACGCUGACUUAGCUGAACCUGUAUCUCGCCCUCCUGUCCCUGCUGAUCCCUCCACUAGCUACCUCGAUAAGAGUUCUGAAUCCAAAGUGGCACCAAAAAAGCGCUGGCAGAUGGUUGAGGAGGUCACUGAAAAGGUGGCUGAGGUUGGAAGUGUGAGUGGGGCAGCUGGUGAGGUGAACGGCUCCUACGCCACGAGAGGAACACCGGAUUAUGCUCUAAAACUCAGAGCUGAAAAGCAGACGGAGAAUCACUCGCAGUUCUCAGAGAAAAAUGACACCGUCGCACACUCAGAAAACAAACGCCUGCGGAAACCAAGUAAAAGGCUGCUUGAGUCAACGGAGGAGUAUGAACAAAUAUUUGCCCCAAAGAAAAAAUCAAAGAAAAACAUCCAAGAACCUUCCAAGAUGGGUCCUGGAACAACCAGUGAUAAUGUUGCGCAGCAGACAUCAGGGAUGACAGCACUUCCCAAUGUCAGCGACGCCACACUCGAGACUGUUACCUCACCCUCCACCUCAGCCUCAGCCUUGGUUUCUGUAGAGCCCACCAAGGCCCCGGCCGUACUGGAACAGAGUCUCUCUCAGGAUGGGCCUCCUCCUGUAGCACACUCGGCGCCCACAGCCACAACACAACCCUCCCUCUCCACAGACACAGCAGAAGGAACAGAUCUACCUCUUAAAUCUGGAUCAGCAACUCAAGAAAGAAAGAGGCCAAGGAAGCCUUCACACAAGGUCCUGGAAUGCACUAUAGAAGAAGUGUCUCUUACUCCUGCAAAGAAAAAGGAGUCAAAGAGACACAUUGGAAUUACCUCAGAGGUUAAGGUGGUGCUCACGGACACUCAGGUUGGAUCUGUGAGGAAAGACAGACCCAUACCCGGCACAUCGUCUGCCUCCCAGCCGCCAGAGAGCAGCAGUCUCCUUGGGGUUUUCACCCCAACCAGGCCUCCCAGCCCCGCAGGGCCCAAGACCCCCAAGCAGGAGGCAGAGACAGAGGGAUGUAGCAUUGGGGAGAGACAGAACUUACCCAAUGGAACACUAACUCUAAAAUCUGAGGUGCCCUCUCCUGGUUUGAAUGAUAGUCUUUCCUCCCAGGUGGAUGUAAAAGGGAAAACAGGAGCUACAGCCUUGAAGGAGAAUGUCUGUCAGGUGUGUGAGAGGACAGGGGACCUGCUGGUGUGUGAAGGCCAGUGCUACGGAGCCUUUCACCCGCAGUGUAUUGGCCUGUCAGCGGCUCCCAAGAAGAAAUUCUUCUGUCGACAAUGCACCACUGGUGUCCACUCAUGCUUUGUUUGUAACAAGCCUGGUAAUGGGGUGAAGCGAUGCAUUAUCCCUCUCUGUGGGAAGUUCUACCACACGGAGUGUAUUUUGGCCUACUCGGCCACCCAGCCACACAACAAAGGCUUCCGCUGCUCCCUGCAUGUCUGUCUGUCCUGCCACAUCACUAACCCCCUCAACCUCUGCAGCUCUAAAGGUCGAUUGGCUCGAUGCGUGCGCUGCCCUGUGGCCUACCAUGCCAAUGACAACUGCAUGGCAGCGGGCAGCUUGGUGCUGGCAAACAACAGCUUCCUCUGUCCCAACCACUUCACUCCCCGCAAGGGCUGCAAGAACCAUGAACACAUCAACGUCAGCUGGUGCUUUGUCUGCUCCGAAGGGGGCAGUCUGCUGUGCUGCGAGGCCUGCCCUGCUGCUUUCCAUCGGGAAUGUCUGAACAUGGAAAUGCCUCAGGGCAGCUGGUUUUGCAAUGACUGUAAAGCUGGAAAGAAGCCUCGCAUCAAAGAUAUUUUGUGGGUCAAAUGGGGACGUUACAGGUGGUGGCCUGCAGAAGUUUGUCUUGCAAAAGACGUCCCCAAUAACAUCUUGAGGAUGAAGCAUGAGGUGGGAGAGUUCCCAGUGCAGUUCUUUGGCUCCAAGGACUUUGUGUGGACCUACCAAGCCCGAGUCUUCCCCUACAUGGAGGGUGACACACACAAUAUAGAGAAGAUGGGCAAGGGCGCUGACGCAAUCUACAAGAAAGCUCUGAGUGAAGCAGCUGAGCGGUUCAGAGAGCUUCAAGCUGAGAAGGAGAUGAAGCAACUUCAGGAGGACAGGAAGAAUGACAAGAAACCUCCCCCAUACAGACACAUAAAGGUGAACCGACCAAUUGGGAAGGUGCAGAUCAUCACGGCAGACCUGUCGGAGAUCCCGCGCUGUAACUGCAAGGCGUCUGACGAGAACCCGUGCGGCAUAGACUCGGAGUGCAUUAAUCGCAUGCUGAUGUACGAGUGCCACCCUCAGGUGUGCGUGGCAGGGGAGCGAUGUCAGAACCAAGCCUUCACGAAGCGCCAGUACACCCCUGUGGAGAUCUUCAGGACACUGUCCCGCGGCUGGGGUUUACGCAGUGUCUGCGACAUCAAGAAGGGUGCUUUUGUGAAUGAAUAUGUGGGAGAGGUGAUCGAUGAGGAAGAAUGUCGAGCGAGGAUCCGACACGCCCAGGAGAACGACAUCUGUAACUUCUACAUGCUUACACUGGACAAGGACCGGAUUAUUGAUGCCGGGCCCAAGGGGAACCAGGCGCGCUUCAUGAACCACAGUUGCCAGCCGAACUGUGAGACCCAGAAGUGGACUGUGAACGGAGACACCAGGGUGGGGCUGUUUGCUCUGCAGGACAUCCCAGCAGGUGUGGAGCUGACUUUCAACUACAACUUGGAGUGUCUUGGUAACGGGAAGACGGUUUGUAAAUGUGGAGCGUCCAACUGCAGCGGUUUCCUGGGUGUUCGACCAAAGAACCAGCCGUCAGCGGAGAAACUGAAGCUGAAGGAAGGGAAGAAGAAGGUCUCUGUGAAGAAGAAGAGCAAGCCACAAGUGACCAAGGAGAGGGAGGAUGAGUGCUUCAGCUGUGGUGACGGAGGACAGAUCGUGUCCUGUAAGAAGCCCGGCUGCCCAAAGGUGUACCAUGCCGACUGCCUCAACCUGGCCAAGAGACCUGCAGGGCGAUGGGAAUGUCCUUGGCAUCAGUGUGACAUCUGUGGUAAAGAGGCCGCCUCCUUCUGUGAGAUGUGCCCGAGCUCCUACUGCAAGGAGCACCGUGAAGGCAUGCUCUUCAUUUCCAAGCUGGACGGCAAGCUGUCCUGCAGUGAACAUGACCCUUGUGGGCCCGAGCCGCUGGAACCAGGAGAGAUCCGUGAAUAUGUGCCCAACAUGACCUCCAUGAGGCCCGGGGCCAUGGCCUUGCCUCUCCCUCCUUCUCUGGCCCCAGACUCCAGAGCCCAUCCUGCUGCUGCCCUCUCCUCCCCCGCCGGCCUGGCCGCGCCGGCCAAACACGAACUUCCCCCUCGUCUCUACAUCAACACAAAGACCUCUACCUCGAGCUUCAUCCCCCCUGGCAGGUCCUACCUCACAGGCAGAACUGAAGGGACGGCGUUUUCCACUCUUUCCUCUUCCAAGGACGAGAAAGAGGACGGCGAGGUGGAGGACGGGGAGGUGGACGAGUUAGAAAUGGAAGAGGUGGAGGAGGACGACGAGGAAGAGGAGGAGGACGACGAUGAGGACGACGACGACGAUGAUAUGGAAGCGAUGGAGAUCGUGGAAGAUGAGGAGGACGAACAGCAGUUUGGAACUGAUGGUGAACUGAUGGGGGAGGAGGAUGACGACGACGAGGGGGGAGAUGUGUUUGACACUUGGGGGGACUAUGUGGAGGAGGACCCUGACGACGGUGAGGUGGAGGGGGAGGACAUGGAGGAGUGGGGGAGAGUGGAGGAUGAUGACAAGUGAGCUACGUCGCCUCCUUCGGACAUCAUCCAUCCAUUCCUUUGUUAACUACUCCGCAGACAGCUCUCGGUAGCCGUUUAGAGGAAAUAAAACAUAGGGAAAGACUGAGAGAGGUUGUCUUUUGGUACCUGGUUGAGUGCGACACUGCCUUCGUUUUGGUACUGCAUUGCCUUCCCAUCCCCGGGGCUGUGGGGAUGUGUACUGGUGCUAAGGCUCGAGGACUACUCCACUCAGUCUGCUAUACUUCUUUUGUUGAUAUGUUCAUUUGUGUCUGGUGCUGUCAUGUUCUUUUGUUCUUUCUCUCAAAGUUGUUUACAUUUUUUUGCCUUUUUUUUUAAUGUUUGGAAUAUAAAAAAGGAUGAGAAGUCUCACCCGACCACUGACUGUCAUCACGAGGGGCAUCCUGUCUUGUUGUCAUUGUCUUAAUCUUGUCUUUCUACAUUACUAGAGUGGUCAGAAUAAUGUUCUCACUGAUAAACAAUAUAUAGAUAUAAAUAUAUAAAUAUAUAUAUAUAUAUAGAAAAAGAGACACAGCACCACUUGCUUGAUUCUUCUUAACGAAUGCAAAAAUAAACCCAUCGGAAUCAUCCGACUUGCACAGCU
This is a messenger RNA of Myripristis murdjan (pinecone soldierfish), 7571 nucleotides long. It is a transcript of the gene nsd1a, whose product is annotated as nuclear receptor binding SET domain protein 1a. Gene Ontology annotation, cellular component: nucleus. NCBI's taxonomy places the organism in Eukaryota, Metazoa, Chordata, Actinopteri, Holocentriformes, Holocentridae. The transcript has 24 exons. Gene Ontology annotation, molecular function: protein binding; histone methyltransferase activity. The record is from RefSeq and is a predicted model, not a curated record. Bases 426 to 6971 code for a protein of 2181 amino acids.